Equus caballus (horse) is the source of this 2118-nucleotide messenger RNA. RefSeq names its product MPN domain containing (gene MPND). The record is from RefSeq and is a predicted model, not a curated record. NCBI's taxonomy places the organism in Eukaryota, Metazoa, Chordata, Mammalia, Perissodactyla, Equidae. Gene Ontology annotation, molecular function: protein binding; metallopeptidase activity.
AGCCGCGUCACGUGCCGGGAAGCGGGAGGCGGCGCGCUCGGGCGCACGGGGCGGCGCGGCCAUGGCAGCUCCGGAGCCGCUGUCCCCGGCGGGCGGCGCGGGCGAGGAGGCGCCGGAGGAGGACGAGGACGAGGCGGAGGCCGAGGACCCCGAGCGGCCGGCGGGAGCGGGCGGCGCGCGCGGCGGGGGCGGCGGCGGGGCCGGGCCGGCGGGCGGCGGCGGCGGCCCGGGGGGCGCGCUCACCAGGCGCGCGGUGACGCUGCGGGUGCUCCUCAAGGACGCGCUGCUGGAGCCCGGCGCCGGGGUGCUGUCCAUCUACUACCUGGGGAAGAAGUUCCUGGGGGACCUGCAGCCGGACGGGAGGAUCGUGUGGCAGGAGACGGGGCAGGUGUUCAACUCACCCAGCGCCUGGGCCACCCACUGCAAGAAGCUGGUGAACCCGGCCAAGAAGUCCGGCUGCGGCUGGGCCUCCGUCAAGUACAAAGGCCAGAAGCUGGACAAGUACAAGGCUGCCUGGCUCCGGCGACACCAGCUCCACGUGCCCACAGCCACUGCCGAUGAGAGCCCGGCCAGCGAAGGGGAGGAGGAGGAGCUGCUGAUGGAGGAAGACGAGGAGGAGGUCCUGGCAGGGGUCUCAGCGGAGGACAAGAGUCGGAGACCCCCGGCGGCGAAGGGCCCCUCGGAGCCUGCGCACUCGGAGGCCGCGCCCCCCGGGAAGCGGGUGGAAAACAAGACCCGGGUACCCGUUCGCUACUGCAUGCUGGGCAGCCGCGACUCCGCCAGAAACCCCCACACCCUGGUGGAAGUGACAUCCUUCGCGGCCAUCAACAAGUUCCAGCCGUUCAACGUGGCCGUCUCCAGCAACGUGCUGUUCCUGUUGGACUUCCACAGCCACUUGACUCGCAGCGAGGUCGUGGGGUACCUGGGGGGCCGCUGGGACAUCAACAGCCAGAUGCUCACGGUGCUGAGAGCCUUCCCCUGUCGCAGCCGCCUGGGGGACGCGGAUACGGCGGCCACCAUCGAAGAGGAGAUCUACCAGAGCCUGCUCCUGCGGGGCCUGUCCCUGGUGGGCUGGUACCACAGCCACCCGCACAGCCCGGCGCUGCCGUCGCUGCAGGACAUCGACGCGCAGAUGGACUACCAGCUGCGGCUGCAGGGCUCCAGCAACGGCUUCCAGCCCUGCCUCGCCCUGCUCUGCUCCCCGUACUACUCGGGCAACCCGGGCCCGGAGUCCAAGAUCUCGCCCUUCUGGGUGAUGCCGCCCCCUGAGCAAAGGCCUAGUGACUACGGCAUCCCCAUGGACGUGGAAAUGGCCUACGUCCAGGACAGCUUCCUGACUAAUGACAUCCUCCAUGAGAUGAUGCUGCUGGUGGAGUUUUACAAGGGCGCCCCCGACCUCGUGAGGUUCCAGGAGCUCUGGACCCAGGAGCACACCUACCUCGACAAGCUCAAGAAACGCAGAUGAGAACGUGAAGGCCCCGGGGACAUCCCGGCUGGCCAGGCUGCUCCGGCCCCGUUUCCCCAUGGCCGCCGGCGGGGGGCGCACGGAGGGUUGUGAGCGGCUUCGGAAGCAACGCUGAGCAAAACAGAGAGCAGCUGGUGUCGUGGCGGCUUUCUCCAGCUCGUGGGCCCCACGGUCGGGGACAUUUACAUCAGGCUUGGCGGCCUCUGGAGUGUGUCUGAUUUAUUUCCUGCUUCAGAGUCAUUCUCAGAAGACGCUCGCAACCCUCUUCGUGGACUCACUCAGUUUCACACAUUCGCUCGUUUUCAAAUUUUUUAAAAACCAGUGGCCGGGGCUUCAGGCUGCCAGCACUGGGGUGGCCGCGGCUGCCUUCGGAGGCCCUGGAGCUGGGUGAUCCCGGCCGUGAGACCCGGGCAGGGAGGCAGCUGGGGUGACAGGAGGCGCUGGAAUGCAGCAGACAGGACACGUUCCACGUUCCCCGCUGGGCAGCCGGGCCGGGUUAUGCAACGCUCCUCGGUGAAAAGCGAGCCUGCCUCUAGGGACGCGGCCGCACCUUGGUUAGAGAGCUCCUGGGCCCAGCUGUAGCACUGAAGGCCUUGAGGGACAGGAAUGGUGGGGGGGCCGGGCCGGGACCACUGGGCGCAGCCCUGAGGCGC